Salvia hispanica is the source of this 1242-nucleotide messenger RNA. RefSeq names its product xylan O-acetyltransferase 1-like. The record is from RefSeq and is a predicted model, not a curated record. Gene Ontology annotation, cellular component: Golgi apparatus. Lineage: Eukaryota; Viridiplantae; Streptophyta; Magnoliopsida; Lamiales; Lamiaceae. Gene Ontology annotation, molecular function: O-acetyltransferase activity.
AUGAAAUCACGGCUACAUCAUUUUACUAACGGCAUUAACAUCCUCCCGAUAUUCAUCGCCCUCGCCUCCGUCUCCGCCCUCACCUGCUUCAUCCGCAACGAGUCCUUUGCCGAAUUCCCCUUCUCUCUCUAUGAAACCCUAGAAACCCUAGAAAACCUAGAAAUCAAAAUAGAUGAAAACCCUAAUGACAAAGACUGCGAUUUGUUCACCGGGAAAUGGGUGUUUGAUAACGUCACCCACCCUCUCUACAUAGAGGAUGAAUGUCGGUUCUUGUCGUUGCAGGUCACGUGCCUACAAAACGGGAGGAGAGAUUCGCUUUACCAGAACUGGAGAUGGCAGCCGAGAGAUUGCUCACUUCCUAAGUUUAGGCCAAGAUUGUUGCUUGAGAAGUUGAGGAAUAAGAGGAUGAUGUUUGUUGGGGACUCAUUGAAUCGAAAUCAGUGGGAAUCCAUGAUUUGUUUGGUGCAAUCUAUUGUCCCUCCGGCUCGGAAAAGCUUGAACAAGAAUGGUUCUUUGUCCAUUUUCAAAAUCGAGGAUUAUAAUGCCACGGUGGAAUUCUACUGGGCCCCAUUCUUGGUAGAGUCGAAUUCAGAUGAUCCUGAUUCGCACAGCGUUUUGGAUCGCAUCAUCAUGCCUAAAUCAAUCCAAAAACAUGGCAACAAUUGGAAAAAUGUGGACUAUCUCAUCUUCAACACUUACAUUUGGUGGAUGAACACCCCCACCAUGAAAAUUCUGCGAGGAUCGUUCGCCCAGAACUCGACCGAAUACGACCAAGUUGAAAGACCGGCCGCCUACAGAAGCGUACUCGACACGUGGUCGCAAUGGGUCGACCAAAAUGUAGAUCCAAACCGCACCAGAGUUUUCUUCAUGAGCAUGUCGCCUACUCACAACAAGGGCACGGAUUGGGGCAGCACGGAGGGCGUGAAAUGCGCUAAAGAAACGGCGCCACUUGUCGACACCGCGGCGGCACUGGACAUGGGUGUGUACCAGAGUCUGUUUGCCGCGGUGGCGGAUGUGACGGGCACGAUGAGAGUGCCGGUGAGCUUCCUCAACAUCACCCGGCUGUCAAAGUACCGGAAGGACGCGCACACAUCGCUGUACACGACCCGACACGGUAAGAUUUUAACGGCCGAGGAGAAGGCGAAUCCGGCGAAGUUCACAGACUGCAUACACUGGUGCCUGCCCGGAUUGCCGGACACGUGGAACGAGCUCCUUUAUGCUCGGAUCAUUUCCGAUUCUUGA